GCGCUGGGAUGUGAUGGCCAUCUCGUGUGUCGUCAAUGCCUCGUCUGCGGGCCCGGUGUUCUGGAACGGUAGCAGCUCCUUCCAGAACCACGUUCGCAUCAUCUCGACCCUCCUGAUCCUCACCUCGGUGCUGGGGGCGCCGCUGAACGGCCUGGCCCUCUGGGUGCUGGGCUGCCGUAUCCGCCGCAAGAAUCGCUUUGUCGUCUACGUGCUCAACCUGCUGUCGGCCGACUUCCUCUUCCUCACGCUGCAGGCCGCCCACAGCGUCUGCGCCUUCGCCAAGGUUGACACCGCCCACCCGUCCCUGCUGGCCCUGCGUUGCCUCAUCGUGGCCUGCAAUGUCUCCAGCGCCUACCUGCUGACCUGGAUCAGCGUCGAGCGCUUCUUCGGCGUGGCCUUCCCCAUCUGGUGGCGCCUCUCCCGGACCCGGGACUCCGCCGUCAUGGCCUCCUGCGUCAUCUGGGCCCUGUCGCUGGGCAUGGGCGUCCUCUAUGGCGUCAUCCGCGGUACCCGGGCCCUGUCCGUCGCUAAGGAGGGCCUAGUCGUGGUGGAGUUCGCCCUGGCCUUUGUAGGCCCGUUCCUGGCCUUCCUGUUCGCCAAUGCCUUCAUCCUGUGCAGCCCGGGGCAUCCCUCCCGCAAGACCACCAGGCUCUACCGGGCCAUCACCCUCAACGCCGUGGUGUUCCUCUUGUGCUGGGCCCCCUACCACGUCUGCGUCUUCCUCUACUACCGGGCGAUGGUGGCCGGGCCCCUCGCCCGCUGCGUCUCGACUUUCUAUGGGGCCUACUACUCUGUCUGCCUGCUCCACGUCAAAAGCUGCGUGAUCCCGCUGGUCUACAUCUCGGUCAGCAGCGAGCUGAAGAUCCGACUCCGCGAGUCCCUGCCGCACAUCUUCGAGCGCCGCUUCAGCGAGGAGUCCGGCCUCUCGUCCCCCCUGCCCCCCCCUGAGAACGACGCCUCCAACAGGAGGUAAACGGCGGCUCGGCCGAGGGAGCUCCCCCACUGGGGUGG
Molecule: messenger RNA, 1011 nt
Organism: Chiloscyllium plagiosum (whitespotted bambooshark)
Lineage: Eukaryota; Metazoa; Chordata; Chondrichthyes; Orectolobiformes; Hemiscylliidae
Source: RefSeq, a predicted model, not a curated record